This is a messenger RNA of Cannabis sativa, 1547 nucleotides long. RefSeq names its product probable pectinesterase 8. NCBI's taxonomy places the organism in Eukaryota, Viridiplantae, Streptophyta, Magnoliopsida, Rosales, Cannabaceae. The transcript is spliced from 5 exons. Gene Ontology annotation, biological process: cell wall modification. Bases 87 to 1310 code for a protein of 407 amino acids. Gene Ontology annotation, molecular function: pectinesterase activity. The record is from RefSeq and is a predicted model, not a curated record.
AUCACCACAUACUUAUAUGUAUAUCUAUAUCUAUAUCUCAAUUCAAAUGUCUAAUUAAUUAACUAUACUCUAUUUCCUUGUUGAAAAUGAAUCCCAAAAUCAAAUACUUAAGUUUGACAAUUGCAAUUUCUGCAAUACUUAUAUCAUCAACCAGGGAUCUUAUAACAAGCACCGCACCAAAACCACAAUUACCAUAUUCUCUGAAAUACAUAGCUGAUGUUGUCCUGUUAUUACCAUCAUCCAUAAUCUCAUCACCUCUUAUAUCAUUCCCCUUUAGUAGGCACCAUCGAAAAAAACGACCUGAUAAGGGUACAACGACAUCAAUUUGUGAUGAUUUUCACCCACAAUUUCCUUCAGUAGAUCCAAACACAACCACCAUUCUGUGUGUGGAUCCAAACGGGUGUUGCAAUUUCACGACUGUUCAAGCUGCCAUUGAUGCAAUUCCAACCACUAGUGCUGCUGCUGCUCCUACUCAGAACAGAACCGUAAUAUGGAUCAACUCUGGCCUUUACUAUGAGAAAGUGGUGAUUCCAAAAACGAAACCAAGCAUAACAUUACAAGGGCAAGGAUAUUUAACCACUGCAAUAGCCUGGAACAACACAGCAAACUCAUCAGGUGGAACGUUCUAUAGUGGCUCCCUUCAAGUUUUCUCUGACAAUUUUAUAGCUAAGAACAUAAGCUUUAUGAAUGUGGCUCCUAUUCCAAAACCGGGGGAUGUUGGAGCUCAAGCAGUAGCAAUAAGGAUAUCAGGAGACCAAGCAGCGUUUUGGGGUUGUGGAUUUUUUGGAGCUCAGGACACACUCCAUGAUGACAAGGGUCGCCAUUACUUCAAAGAUUGUUAUAUCCAAGGUUCCAUUGAUUUCAUCUUUGGAAAUGCAAAAUCUUUAUAUGAGGAUUGUGAACUGAUAUCGAUAGCAAAACCAGUAGCAGCAGGAUCAAGAUCUAUAGACGGAAGUGUGACAGCGCAUGGAAGAGCUUUGAAGGAGGAAGACACGGGGUUCGCGUUCGUGAAUUGCAAGAUUGGAGGAACAGGAAGAGUGUGGCUUGGGCGUGCUUGGAGGCCGUUUUCUCGAGUUGUCUUUGCUCUCACAACCAUGUCUGAUAUCAUAGCCCCAGAAGGAUGGAAUGACUUUAACGAUGCAACCAGAGACCAAACUAUUUAUUAUGGAGAAUAUAAAUGCUCAGGAGCUGGAGCUGAUAUGAGCAUGAGGGCCUCUUAUGUACAGAGAUUAAACGACACUGAAGCCUCUAAUUUCCUUAAUGUGUCUUUUAUAAGUGGAAAUCAAUGGCUGCAACCCUUUAAUAACUGAUUUCACUAAUAUUCAAUUCAUUAUAUACUUCUUUUAAGGGUAGUUUAUUAUAGUUAAUGGUGAAUUGUUAUUAUUCAAUACCAAGAGUAAUAGCAACAUAUAUUCCAUAAAAAAAAGGGCUGUAAUAGCAACAUAUAUAUAUUUACUUGUAUUAUUUCAUUUUUAUCAAAAAAAACGAAUCAUCAAAUAAAUUAUUUCAUAUAUAAUUAAAAAAAAUAUAUUGUUUUUUAAUUAAAA